Molecule: messenger RNA, 1330 nt
Organism: Rhodamnia argentea
Lineage: Eukaryota; Viridiplantae; Streptophyta; Magnoliopsida; Myrtales; Myrtaceae
Product: pathogen-associated molecular patterns-induced protein A70-like
Exons: 1
Coding region: 230-1153 (307 amino acids)
Source: RefSeq, a predicted model, not a curated record
CUUUUGCCCCCCAGUCCCCAUAAGAAAGCAGAAAAGACUCUUCUUCGCAACAACCAAUGAUCUGUCCAUAUUCAACAAAGCCAAACAUAAACAACAGGAAUUGCCAGCAUAAAAGAGUAUCCACCAAAACCAAAAGCCUUCCUCUUUUAUAUUGACACCAACCUUUCACUCACGCCUAACGCCAUCUCUCUCUCUCUCUCGAUCGACCUUCUCUGUUGUAGCAGAAGCCAUGUCUGAUGAGGCAUCUGCAACACCACCAACUCCUUCCCUCUGGUCCACCAUGAACAGCUGGUUCACCCCUCCUGUGCUCUUCCUGCUGCUAAACCUCAUGAUUGGCACCAUCGCCAUCACUUCACAGCUCGGUUCUUCUCCCGGGAGCACCAACGAUGAUCAACGACAAGACCAGCAAGAGCACGAGACCCAAAAACACCCACCAGCCCCACCUUUUCCUGGACCUCCCUCCAUCUUCCAGAGGCUCAUGUCCAUCAUCUUCUUCUGGAACAGACCCCAAGAACAACCCACUUGGUGGCCCACUCCUGUGAAAGCCCCUGAAAUGGAGAUCCACCUCCCAUUUCAAGAACCAGAACAUGAACAGAGACAAGAAAAAGGACCAGAACAGGAGCAAGAGAUUCCAUCUCGCUCUGCUAGAUCUCCUUCCAUGCCCCAGAAGCCCAGGCCCUCCGGCCUCUACAGCCACAUAGUGAUAGAGCCGACUGCGACACCCGCUCCUACCCCGACCGGCAAUGUUAAUUACCCAAAUCUAGAGCCAGUCGCUCACUACAGCUCUCGGCAAGAGCAAGCAGAGGCACAAGAACAGCAGGAAGAAGAAGAAGAAGAAGAAGAAGACGGUGGUGGUGCUGACGAAGCCGAGAGUGGAGUGGCGAUAAAUGGGUUGCCCAGAACCAUGAGGAGAUCCGCAAGCGCAAAGUACCCGACUGUGCAUAUCGACGAGGAAGACGACGAAGAAGAAGACGGAGGUUUCCUCGAGAGGCGCCGGCCGGCGAGCGCGAGAGAAGGGAAGGGUAAAACCAGCGGUCAUGGGGAUGAGGAGGUCGACGCCAGGGCCGAUGACUUCAUCAACAGGUUCAAGCAUCAACUGAAGCUGCAGAGGAUUGACUCCAUCACUGGGCAAAACAGAGGAGGUCGCAAUUAGCAGAUAACUAGGAAUCACUCCGAGUUUGAUCAGUGUGGUGUGUAUUAGAAAUGUUGAAGAUGUCCAUCUUUUUCUACCUCCUUUUGAGCUCCUUCCAAGUAUGUUCCUUUUUAACCAGUGGUCUUCUGGAGAUGGUGUUGCAUUGUAUCGUGUGAUGUACAGAGUUGGAUCAAGAAA